Messenger RNA from Sparassis crispa, 234 nucleotides. Its product is annotated as Small nuclear ribonucleoprotein. Gene Ontology annotation, cellular component: U1 snRNP; U2 snRNP; U12-type spliceosomal complex. Gene Ontology annotation, biological process: mRNA splicing, via spliceosome; spliceosomal snRNP assembly. Lineage: Eukaryota; Fungi; Basidiomycota; Agaricomycetes; Polyporales; Sparassidaceae. The record is from RefSeq and is a predicted model, not a curated record. Gene Ontology annotation, molecular function: RNA binding. The transcript is spliced from 3 exons. The coding region runs from base 1 to 234 and encodes 77 amino acids.
AUGUCUAAAGCCUCGCAGCCCGAACUCAAGAAGUUCAUGGACAAGAAAUUGUUCGUCCAUCUCCAGGGAGGUCGCAAAGUCAGCGGGACGUUGCGAGGUUACGACCUUUUCUUGAACCUUGUGAUCGACGAUGCUCUGGAGGAGACAAAUCCGGCACAAAAACAUCCCAUUGGAACAGUCGUUAUUCGCGGUAACAGCGUAACCUCGAUGGAAAUCUUGGAGGCAAUACGAUGA